Molecule: messenger RNA, 4977 nt
Organism: Tilletiopsis washingtonensis
Lineage: Eukaryota; Fungi; Basidiomycota; Exobasidiomycetes; Entylomatales
Exons: 2
Coding region: 255-4751 (1498 amino acids)
Molecular function (GO): protein-phosphatidylethanolamide deconjugating activity
Source: RefSeq, a predicted model, not a curated record
CCACACCGCCUCACCCCGCGUCUGCGGCACGCUCCCGCCUCAGUCUCGGCCCCGUCUCGCACCUCUCCAGGCUCCUGUCCACGCCGAGCAGUCGCCACUGCCGUGCGUGAACCUCUCCGGCGCUCGCAUCGCGCCGCCUCGCCGGCACGUCGCCCGCAAGCGCUGCCUGGCCGAGCAUCUCGUCGCUCGGCGCAGCAGUUGAUACGGCCCAGCUGGCGUCCACGCCUGCUCGUGCAGAGCGCUCGCUGCCGCUCAUGCACUCCGAGCCGCAGUCGACGCAGCCGCACGCCUCGCUUGCGCAACAGCAGCCGCGCAGCAGCCACUCGGCCUCGUCGUCCGUGUCGACUGGCGGCGCCUUCAGCGGCGCGCCCUCGGCGGCCAGCACGUCCGAGGGCAGCAGCAGCGCCGCCAGCACGAGCCGCACGUCGUACGACGUCUCUGCAGGUGCUGCCGCCGUUCACUCCGACACACUGCGCGACAUGGCAUCAGGACACCCGCUGUCUGGCAGCUCUGACGUGCUGGCGGCCGAGUCUUCUGGCGCCCGGCGCGAGCGCGAGGUCAGCGCCGAGUCGCAGCUCUCAGUGCUCUCUGGCGUCAGCAGCGCCUCAUCGGGCAGUGUUGGAAGGCGGACCCAUGUCGCAGCGCCGCCGCCGUCCUCGUGGCAGACGCAGCAGCAGGCAUCGGCCGGCCGUGCGCGCGCCUCCUCGGUCGACUCUCCGACCACCGCUGCGCCCAAAGCCCGCCCUGUUGCGGAAGCAGCCUUGCCAGCUGCGAGCGGCGCGAGCCAGUCUGCUGCGGUGCCGCCGGCUGUUCCUCCGCCGGUGCGGCAACGAGCGACCACGCUGCGCUAUCACGGCCAGAUCGUCGAGCCCGACGACGGUCCCAGCAGCUCGCUCUCUCCCUCGCAAGGAGGCUCGCAGUCCGGCGGCAGAACGCCCCGCAACAGCAUGUAUGCUGCCUUUGCGGCGGAAACGCGGCAGCCGCCCGCAGCGCCCGAAUCGCAGCCGCCCAGUCCGCGCGAGCGGCGACGGCUGUUCGGGCGGAGCAAGACGGGCUUCGGAAGCAGCCGCGACUCGCUGGUGCAGACGCCCGACGGCGAGCCUGCGCAUCCGUCUCCUGGGCGUGCGAGCAGUCUGGUGCGCCGCAUGGGAAGCCGUACCUUCUUCGGUGGCGGCCGCAACGAUGCCGCAAUGGCGAGCACCGACUCGCUCGCCAGCUCCACCGGCAGUGCCGCGACCGAAGGCAAGUCCUCGUCGAGCUUGACAUCGAAGCGCUCGGGCGAUCUGUUGGGCAGGACAGCGACGCUGCCGAACUGGGUGCGGCGUAAGCAGAAGGACAAGUCAGGCUCAGUGUCGGCGGGGAGCGCCCCUGCCGGCAGCGUAGACGGGCGCAGCGAGGGACGCGCCAGCAUCGAGAGCCAGGCGUCCGUCACCGAGUUCGGACGCCGCGUCGAUGCGGGCGCAGGCGAGGGCCACUCCGGAUCUGCUGGGUCUGUUGGCUCUCAAAGCCAGCGCUCGUCUAUGCCCGCUGCUCUAGCCGCACCCGACGACGAGCCGCUGCCGCGCCGACUUAGUGGCUGGCUGCUCAACAUGCUCGGCACGUCUGAAGCAGAAGUCGCACGGCCUCGCGCCGGCGAGCCAGGCGCGCCCACGACGCGCAUGCCUGCUGCUCGUCCAACGGUCCUUACGCAUCGCGGCAGCACGGGCUCUGCGGGCAGCGCGCCUUCCAGCUCGCCUGUACUGCUGCCCGCAGGCAGCGCCGCGACCACUGCGGGCCUGACAGGUCCGCCCGCGCCCGGCUCGCGCAAGGCGGGCCUGCUCACGAGUCUGUCGUCCUCGGCGCGUCAGCGAGUCGGCAACCUGGACCGUGCUGUGCGCUCUCUGCGCGACGGCGAGGUUGCUGCGACGGGCGAUGGCGCAGCUGAGGAAGGCAUCUGGCUACUCGGUGUGCUGCACGGCGGCUCAGCCCAGCAACAGCGCCGCUCGCUGCUCGACGCCGACUCGCCUCCACUUCAGCCCGGCGGCCCGACGAUCGAGAUUCAGGGCGCCUCGCCGAACAUUGCUCGCGUCAAGUCCGGCACCGCGCCGAGCUCGUCAGCGGGCCGCACGAGUGAGACGAGCUCGCUUAGCAGCGGCAGUGCGCCGCGGCGGCGCAUCCGCGAGACGUCGCCCGGCGCGGAGUCGGCGUACUCGAGCGUGCUGAGCAGCGAUGGCGGCGUCGAGCAGCACGACUUCCCACGCACGCCAUCGCCGACCAAGCCUGCCUCGCUUGCGGACAGCAACGAGGAGGCAGUCAUUGUGCGCAAUCCGCCCACGCCACACAGCUCGCCAAAUCCCUCAUCGAGCUACGCGCCGCGCAGCAUCGCGGCCGCCGUGUCGGCUGCAGGCGAGUACGCUGCCGCCACUGCACUCGCUGCGGUCAGCGGCCCUGCACCCGUGUCUGCGUCCGAGUCUGUGGCGAACGCGUUCCAGCACGACUUUGCCUCACGCGUCUGGUGCACGUACCGUGCCAACUUUGCGCCCAUCUCGCGCGACGGCAGCAUCUCGGCGCAUGCUGAGGCGGCUGCCGCUCAGGCCGCGGCGGAGGCCGCCAAAGUGGAGGCAUCUGGCUUGCCGAACCCAUCGGCGCCGAGCACGUCCGCAGCGCGCAAUGAGCGGCAAGGCACGCCAGCAUCAGCCGGUACGCCUGGACAGCGCGGCUGGCUGGGUCGUCGCGUCGGCGAGGGCGGCUCCUCCGCUGACCUCCUCAGCACGUCGCCGACCAGCCCACACGUGCAGCAGAGUCCCGGGCUCGGCGCAGCUUUGGGCGUGGCGCGCGCCGUCGGCUCUGCCGCCGCGAGUCCCAGCACAAGCUAUCCCGUCGCAGGCGGAACAGGCGGUCUGGGCGAGCGCAUGGGCAUUCCGAGCCUGUGGGGCCGCACGACCGCCGCGCUCUCGGCCACGCUCGGCGUGCGCUCGGACCUCACGCGCGACUCGGGCUGGGGCUGCAUGCUGCGCACGGGUCAGAGCCUGCUGGCCAACGCGCUGCUCGAUGUGCAUCUCGGACGCGAGUGGCGGCGUGCGCCUCGUCCCCUGCCUGACGGCUCCGCUCCAUCGAAGGAGGAAGAUGGCGGCCGUGCAUACGAAGCAUGGCAUCAGGAGCGCAGCCGCUACGCCACGUACGUGCGCGUGCUCAGCUGGUUCUUCGACGAUCCGAGCCCGGCGUGUCCCUUUGGCGUGCACCGCAUGGCGCGCGAGGGCAAGCGGCUCGGCAAGGAGCCUGGCGAGUGGUUCGGACCCAGCACGGCGGCCGGCGCCAUCAAGCAGCUUGUCGACGACUUCCACGGGGCAGGCAUCGGCGUCAGCCUCGCAGCCGACGGAGUCGUGUACCUGAGUCGCGCACGCAAGGCGGCACAGGUUCCCGGCUCGCAUGCUUCGCCCCACGGCUCUCAUCGCUGGCAGCGGCCGGUGCUGGUCCUGAUCGGCGUGCGUCUCGGCCUCGACGGCGUGAACCCUGUGUACCACGAGUCGAUCAAACGCGUCUUCACAUUCCCGCAGAGCGUCGGCAUUGCCGGCGGCCGACCGAGCUCGUCGUUCUACUUCGUCGGCUACCAAGGCUCGAAGCUCUUCUAUCUCGAUCCGCACAACCAGCGCCCUGCCGUGCCCUUCCGGCAUCCGCCGCCGUCCCUGCAAGCCAACGAUGCGGCGCCCGACGCGGCCGAUGAGUGGUGGACGCACGUGUACAGCGAGGCAGAGCUCUCGACAUACCACUAUGCGCACGCGCCGAAGCGCAUGGCGGUCGAAGGCCUGGAUCCGAGCAUGCUGCUGGGCUUCCUGUGCCACGACGAGGCCAGUCUGGAGGAUCUCGCCGCUCGCGUACGCGCGCUGCCCAAGCCCAUCUUCAGCAUGCAAGACAAGCCGCCGCGCUGGAUGAUGGACGAGCAGGACGGCUCGGACGGCGAGGGCGGCGCCUACGACGAGGAUGCGGCGCUGGAGAGCUUCAGCGAGAGCUCUGUCGAUGCCGGCGACGAGGCAGGCCGCGAUGACGCCGACUCGGACCAUGACGAUGAGGACAACGACUUUGCGCCGCCUCGUCCGGGCCAUGCAAGCCGCAGCACGUCUGCCAACGAUCUCUCUGGCUUCACCGAGGUCCCGCCCGUCACGGCGCGCAACUCUGAGCAUGCGCCGAGCAGCUGGCGCGGUGCUGCAGCCAUGUCGCGCUCGUCGUCGCAGGGCUCGCUGGGCUCUGCCUCGGCCACGUCUCACGGCGCACCGAGCGGCUCGAGCUGCGAGGCGCGACAGCGGCCCAGCGCCCAGCUUGCCUUUCCCGGAGCAAGCGACGAGCAAGACGAGCCAGAGCACGAGGCUCAACAGUCCAACAGCCGACAACGUCGCAAUCAGCCGCCUCCCGUGCGCCAACGAGCGCGAGUCGAGACGGGCGCGCGGCGUCCUCACGACGCCAACGCCAUUGCGCGGGCGCGUCAACAUGUGCCCGACGUGCCUGCCGUCGCGUCGCCGCCGCUGCGAGAGAGCAGCAGCGGCAUCAGCAACCACCACAACAACAACAUCACCAACGCGCCGCUCAUCACGCAGCGUCUCCGCUCGCGCACCGCACCAGCGAGCGAGGAGCAGCUGUCGGACAGCGACGUCACGUCGACGUGGGAGCAGGUCGGCGCUGCGCCGCCGCCUCGCGCUCCUGCUGCGGCGGCACCGCUGCCGCACAAGUCGUCUGCGCCUGCGCCGCGCUACGACGACUCGGACGAUGACUUCUAGACGCUGCGCCUACCUCUCUACAGCAUACCACGCAGCAGCCGCCCCUUCCUUGCCCUCCGCCGCGACUUUACUUACCCCCAAAGGCAGCGCCGGUCGCCCCGCCGCAUUCCCCACCUCGCAUACCCACGCCGUCUUCUCUCUCUCUCCCGCUCAUCACGUUCCCGCGCUCCUCACUGUACACUACAUCUUUGCGCUGCUGCCGUGUCAUCGAACCGCUUGUCCCGUC